AUGACUGACGACUCCCCACUCCUGCGGCUCCCCGAGAUAGCAAUCAACCAUAUUCUGUAUUUCUGCGAUUAUUUAGAAAUCGUUCGUCUUCGCAAUGUCUGUCACUCCUUACGUAAUCACAUCGAUGUAAAUAAACCCGAUGCUCACGUGAAAGUCGUGCGUCUAGGAGAACGGGAGCGAGCUGAUAUUUUGCUCGAAUUCGAAUACGAUUCUAUAAUAUUGAUUGAUUACAAAGAAGCAGAAGGGGGAUGUGUUGUGGAAUGUUUAACCGACAUAGUCGAUCCUCCAGCAAAAAUAAUUUCCGGAUUGAAUCCCAUGGAUGCUCUUAUACAAGAUUUCAAGAUUUACUCGAGACAUCUGAAGACUCCAUUGAGAAGCUUCACACUGCAUGAAGUUUGUUGUGACGCCCUCCUUGAAUUGAUGAGAUCUCAGACCUUCAAGUUGAGGACCGCCAAACUUGAACUCACCGAGUUAUCCUCUACUCAAAACCUCGCAAUCCUCCCGUUUUUCGAUGCAAACUGUCUGAAAACGUUGAAAAUCUUCACCGAUGCAAACGACGAGACCGGAGAGGCAUUGGGUGUAUUUCACGAACUGUUCGAAAUGGAGCAUUGGUGGAAUGCAAUGAAAAUCGAACUGUACAAUUUUCAUAUCUCGGAUGUCCGCCAAAUCGUUCAUUUGAAAAAGUUUGCUGGCCGCAUGUCGACUGCAACAAGUGAUGACUUGGUGCUUUUGAAAAAUACCUUUAUCCGCUGGAGAGGCUUCGAACGGUACCAUAUAAAUUUCGACGUUGGUUUAGACGUAGUGUCCAUCAAUGAAGCUUUUGGAGCACCGUCUUUCAUUUCAAUGUUAGGAAGUGUAAAUCGUUGGUUCUUUCAUAUUCCUAAUCACACUGCAAGUGUUCUUUUGGUGAAAGUGAACUGCAGAAAAACUCUUGACAUCGGACGUAUCAGACGUAGAAAGGUUCCUUCAGGUGCAGUGAUUAUCUAUUAA
Molecule: messenger RNA, 990 nt
Organism: Caenorhabditis remanei
Lineage: Eukaryota; Metazoa; Nematoda; Chromadorea; Rhabditida; Rhabditidae
Exons: 3
Coding region: 1-990 (329 amino acids)
Molecular function (GO): protein binding
Source: RefSeq, a predicted model, not a curated record